CUCUAGGUGCUAUAUAUAUUUCAUUCUUGACUUGUCUGUGACUGUAAUGAGAGGAAUGACAAUAAACUUGACAUUUUGGUGUGUAUAUGCAGGCGCACACAGUUAUGCAGUUUGUCUGAUAGAUGUGUGUGUCAUUAUUUUCAUGGUCAACACUUGGUCAAGGAGGAUUGGUGUGUCUGCCCACACUGUGAUUUCCCUGCUCUCUAUUCGCAGUUCACUCAGUAAGUCUCAUCCAUCCAUGGUCCAUCUAUCCAUCCACCUAUCUAGUCACCAACCCAUCCAUUGAUUUUCUGUAUUUGUAUGUGUUUGUUUCAGGCUCUUAGAGACUGAGUCGGUUUUCCCCAUGUGCACUGAGACUUUAAAUGUCAGUGAGAUGAAAAAAGUUUCGGACUGCUCCAGAUAUCUGCACCAGGACCAACUGGAGCACUGAGAUCCAGAGGGCAAGAAAAGAGAAAUGAAAGGGUGUGCAGUCAUGGUUCUCAAAGGGCUGAUCUUGUUGUUGCUGUUGGUACAGUUCUCUGCAGAGAGCACUGCCAAAGAAGGAGGCAAACACAAGAAGGGGAAAAAGGGCAAGCAAGUCAUCUGUCCCUCUCAGUUAUCAGCAGAGGACUUGGACAGAGUCCCAGCCAACUCAACCAGCAACAUACUGAACCGCUUGUUGAUGACCUAUGAUUCACGAAUACGACCAAACUUCCAAGGUAUCCCAGUGGAGGAUAAGGUGAACAUCUUCAUCAACAGCUUUGGGUCAAUCCAGGAGACCACAAUGGAUUACCGUAUUAAUAUAUUCCUGCGCCAGCGCUGGAAUGACCCACGACUACGGUUGCCAGCUGAUUUUAAGUCGGAUGCAUUGACCGUUGAUCCAAAAAUGUUCCAGUGCCUGUGGAAACCAGAUCUGUUUUUCGCCAAUGAAAAAAAUGCUAAUUUUCACGACGUUACACAGGAAAACAUACUCCUGUUCAUUUUCCGCAAUGGAGACGUCCUCAUCAGUAUGAGGCUGUCUGUCACUCUUUCUUGCCCUCUGGACCUAACACUGUUUCCUAUGGACACCCAGCUCUGCAAGAUGCAGUUAGAGAGCUUUGGCUAUACUACAAAGGAUCUUGUUUUCAUGUGGCAGUCUGGAGACCCUGUUCAGAUGGAUGAGAUUGCUUUACCACAGUUUGAUGUAAAGCAAGAGGACAUUAAGUAUAGAAACUGCACAAAGUUCUACCCGGGAACAGGUUAUUAUACUUGUGUGGAAGUCAUCUUCACUCUCAGGAGGCAGGUGGGCUUUUAUAUGAUGGGUGUUUAUGCUCCCACUCUGCUCAUUGUUGUCCUAUCAUGGCUGUCCUUCUGGAUCAACCCUGACGCCAGUGCAGCUCGAGUCCCCUUAGGUAUUCUUUCUGUUCUGUCACUGUCAUCCGAGUCUAUGUCUCUAGCAUCUGAGCUUCCUAAGGUCUCCUAUGUGAAAGCCAUUGAUAUCUGGAUGAUUGCCUGUUUGCUGUAUGGUUUUGCCUCUCUUGUGGAGUAUGCUGUGGUUCAGGUGAUGCUAAACAGUCCCAAGCGCAUUGAGGAAGAGAAGAUAAAAAUGGCUCAGAAAGAAAAAGAAAGAGAAAAAGAGAACAAGACACCAGCUAAAACUAACAGUGCCAAUGGCACUGGUGGGACACCUAUACAUGUCAGCACACUACAGGUUGUGGAAAACCGCUGUAAGAAGGUGUGUACUUCAAAAUCUGAUCUGCGCUCAAAUGAUUUCAGCAUUGUCGGUUCUCUCCCACGAGAUUUCGAACUCUCAAACUUCGACUGUUAUGGCAAGCCCAUUGAGGUCACAGAUGCUGCCGGCAAAUCACAGAACAAGAACAACAAGAAGCCGCCACCUCCAAAACCCGUCAUCCCGUCUGCUGCUAAACAGGUUGAUCUCUAUGCUCGAGCUCUGUUCCCUUUCACCUUUCUUUUCUUCAAUGUUAUUUACUGGUCUGUCUACCUGUGACCAUGACAGAGUGUAACCGUGCAUUCACACCGUAGCAUUUUCUGACCACAUUAGUUCAUUAGUUAGAAAAUCACAUUUCUAAAAUAGAUUCUUAGUUAUGUGCAGUUUGACUAAGUUAGCACUUAACCAUGCAC
This is a messenger RNA of Cyprinus carpio (common carp), 2100 nucleotides long. Its product is annotated as glycine receptor subunit beta-like. Gene Ontology annotation, molecular function: transmembrane signaling receptor activity; neurotransmitter receptor activity; extracellularly glycine-gated chloride channel activity. Gene Ontology annotation, cellular component: postsynaptic membrane; neuron projection; synapse. The record is from RefSeq and is a predicted model, not a curated record. NCBI's taxonomy places the organism in Eukaryota, Metazoa, Chordata, Actinopteri, Cypriniformes, Cyprinidae. Gene Ontology annotation, biological process: nervous system process; chloride transmembrane transport; signal transduction.